CCAAUCAGGUUGCCUCCCUGCUGCGUUAGCACAGCUCUGGCAAAACAACAGCCUUCUCUAUUUGUUUCCUGUUAGCAUUAGCAUUCGCAACAUAGCCACUGGGCAAACUGAACGUGUAAAAUGUCAGAUUAACGACACCCUUUGUACUUUGUCGAUAUAAUCUUUGUUUGGCGUUAGUGUACGUUUGAAGGGAGAGUUCAUCGGAACUGAAUCGGAAUAGCUGCCAGGCUAACUGUAGCUAGCACCAGGAAGAUGGGGUCCAUCCUGAGUCGCAGAAUCGCUGGUGUUGAGGAUAUCGAUAUCCAGGCCAACUCGGCCUAUCGAUUUCCACCGAAAUCUGGGAACUAUUUUGCGAGCCACUUCUUCAUGGGAGGAGAAAAGUUUGACACACCACAUCCAGAGGGAUAUCUUUUUGGAGAAAACAUGGACCUGAACUUUCUUGGAAAUAGGCCAGUGCAGUUUCCAUAUGUGACGCCUGCACCCCACGAGCCUGUCAAAACCCUGAGGAGUCUCGUCAAUAUAAGAAAGGACUCUCUGCGUUUGGUCAGGUAUAAAGAUGACUCUGACACACCUGUGGAGGAAGGUGGAAAACCAAAGGUUCAGUAUGGUGUGGAGUUCACCUUUGAUGCUGACGCUCGGGUGGCCAUCACCCUCUACUGCCAGGCGUUUGAGGAGUUCUCCAAUGGGAUGGCAGUGUACAGCCCAAAGAAUCCAUCACUGGUCUCUGAAACUGUACACUACAAGCGAGGAGUGAGCCAACAGUUCUCCAUGCCGUCUUUCAAAAUAGAUUUCACUGAGUGGAAAGAGGAAGAUCUGAACUUUGACCUUGACCGAGGAGUGUUUCCCAUAGUAAUCCAGGCUGUUGUGGAUGAAGGGGACGAUUGCCUCGGACAUGCUCACGUACUUUUGGCAGCCUUUGAAAGACACGUUGAUGGCAGUUUCUCUGUCAAGCCACUGAAGCAGAAGCAAAUUGUGGAUCGUGUGAGCUACCUCUUGCAGGAGAUCUAUGGGAUUGAAAACAAAAACAACCAGGAAACCAAGCAGUCAGACGAUGAGAACAGUGACAACAGCAACGAGUGUGUUGUGUGUCUGUCCGACCUGCGAGACACUCUCAUCCUGCCCUGCAGACACCUGUGUCUCUGCAACUCCUGUGCAGACACUCUGCGUUACCAGGCCAACAACUGCCCCAUCUGCAGGCUGCCCUUCAGAGCCUUGCUGCAGAUCAGAGCUGUGAGGAAAAAGCCCGGGGCUCUCUCCCCCGUGUCCUUCAGCCCUGUCCUGGCUCAGACUAUGGACCAUGACGAGCACUCAAGCACGGACUCGGUUCCCCCGGGCUUUGAGCCCAUCUCCCUGCUGGAGGCUCUGAAUGGCAUGAGCUCAGUGUCUCCUGCCGUCCCAUCUGCCCCCCUCUAUGAUGACAUCAACUUCUCAGGAGGUCUGGUCGGCGACGGCAGACAGCUGAGCUCCCCCGAGCAUUUGAGUGAUGGCAGUCUGCAGAAAGGCAAAGUCAGCAAGUCCCCUGACAGCACCCUUAGGUCUCCAUCGUCUCCCAUCCAGGAAGAAGAUGAGGAGAAGCUGUCUGAGAUGUCUGAUGCACAGCCACACACACUGCUGUCCAGCAGCCCCGCCCCCACCGACGCCACAGCUGCAGAGGAUGUGGCAGAAUCCCUGUCUCCAGAUGAUGAGGACAGGAUGCAUUCUGGGGCAGACAUCCUACAGGACUGCUGCAGAGAACACAGCAGCUUGACCAAAACAGAGAGCGACCCAGCGGGCGACUUGUCUCUGCCAGCUCUAGGUCCUGAUUCCUGCUCUAUUGGUUUGGAGGAAUAACUCUGGGUCCUCAGAGUCCACAGAAAGCCUGAAGAGUCAGAGCACCAACUGCUCCAGCCAGCCUCUCCUGUGUCCCACAAGCAGCCUUCAUAUGGAAGAUGAGCACCUCAACCCCUGAGUCUGACCCAGCCUCCCCCCAUCCAUCAGAACAGAUGUAUGCGUUACAUCCAGUCCCUGUAUUCCUUUACCCCCCCUGCCCAGUCUUUUGCUUCACCGAUGAGAUCCAACAGCGGCCCUGAAAGAAGUCCGCCAGGAAGAUGGAGGGCUCUGUUUAUUCCAUCAAUGGCUCUGACAUUAGAAACCAAAUUUAGCCUCUGCAAAGAUGUUCCUCAUACCUUUUAUUAUAUGACGGAUGUUUUAAAAAAGGAAUAUUGAUUCCAGAGCUUUGAAAACAUUUCAUUAACGGUCAGAUGGUGUUGGGUUGUGUGUCUUGACCGAAGGUGUGGUCUUGUAAUGUGGAUUCCAGAGACAUUUCACUACCUGUCAUGGUGGUUUUAAGCACACUUACUUUAAAUUAACUGUAUCAAUUGCUUUACACUAAAUUCAGAAGACAUUAUAAAUACAAUUUGUGUCUGAAUAUUGUAUUCCUCAGUGAAAUACAUUAAUGUUACAGUACUUGUUCGAUUUGGGUAAUGAUAAGAACAUUUGAACAUUUAUCGCGUAUGUACCUGUGUGUCCAUUUGAAGUGAUUUUGCACUCCAAAAAUAAUCCAUUCCUUAUAACAAUAAGUUUAUGGUGAGAUGAGUUUAAGUUGUCUGCAGUCCUAAACAUUACAUGUCACUUUUUCUAUUAUUUCUAAUGUGAUAUGUAUCGAUCAUAAAUCUACUAGAAUCCUGUGUACUUGCUUAAAAAAUGUAUACUUGCAUAUUACAUAGAAAAAAAGAUCCGUAUAUUUAAAUAAUGAAACUAGAUUCAGAUAAGAUUGAAGACUUGGUUUUCAAUAAGCGCUACAGAUUCACAACCUAACAGCUAAACUCAAAGAUGCUGACUCACUGUGGCACAGUAGGUGUGCUCGUCGUUGAUGUGGCAGAUCUCUCUUCAGUCUUUUCGCGGCAAAGCCAGUGUCUGCUUAUGUGACGUUUGUGUGGCUGCAUCACCUUUACAUUAUUUGGUAGUGUAUGUGUAGCACCAUGCAUAUAGAUCUAUGUGCCUUGAGUUGAUAUGGCUGCCUGCUUGUUGCAUUGGACAUUAGUGUUCUUCCAAAUGCUACAAUAUUCAACAGUUUUAUGGAUUUUUGAUUCUGAUGUACAAAGCCUUUUUUUCUAUCGCAUACUUUGUGCUACUCGAAAGAUGUAUCUUGUUAUUGUUUAUUGCAAUAUAAAAUGUAACUGUUCAUUUACUUUGUUAUGACCAUGUAUCAAUUAUGCAUUUAUUCUUAGUAUUUAGGUUCAAGUGGAUUUUUAAGAUUACAUUUGAUUGGAAUGACCACCAUCCAAUGCAAUAAGUGCAAACAGUGCAAUUACUAAUUGGGCUAGCGAUUGCAUGUGAAUUCGUAGAGGCUUGAACCUCUCACCGCUUUUUAGUAACAUGGUUGUUUUGUCUUUCCCCGCUCCUCUUCUGUGCCAUUUUAACUUGACACUGUGCCUUCCUGUUCCUGUUGUGACCACUAUUGACCUGGUAUCCAGGAUAACUCCACAGUAGGUGGUUUGUGGCUCUCUGUAAAAUCAAUACCUGUCUUUCCUCGUGUGUAUAGCAGCAUGUGUAUAACAAUAAAGAACAGAUUAAAUACUU
This is a messenger RNA of Trematomus bernacchii (emerald rockcod), 3561 nucleotides long. It is a transcript of the gene mgrn1b, whose product is annotated as mahogunin, ring finger 1b. Lineage: Eukaryota; Metazoa; Chordata; Actinopteri; Perciformes; Nototheniidae. Gene Ontology annotation, cellular component: plasma membrane; nucleus; early endosome. The record is from RefSeq and is a predicted model, not a curated record. The transcript is spliced from 17 exons. Gene Ontology annotation, molecular function: ubiquitin protein ligase activity. Gene Ontology annotation, biological process: endosome to lysosome transport; protein ubiquitination; negative regulation of G protein-coupled receptor signaling pathway. The coding region runs from base 253 to 1830 and encodes 525 amino acids.